AUGUGUUUUAAAGAGAUUUAUGGAAAUGUUGUAUUAGAAUUAGGACAAGAAAAAUAUGAAAUUGAUGAAAAUCAUGAAAUAGUUUUAAAAGUAUCUCCAUUUCAUGUUGAAUUUAAUCCGUCACAAUAUGGAUUAAGAGAUAGAAUUACAUUACAAUUUAUUAUUGAUAAAAUGAAAGUUGGUUCUCAACAAAAAACACUUAUAAUUCAUGAAGCUGAUAAACUUACUAAAGAAGCUCAAUUUACUGUAAGAAGAGCAAUGGAAACAGGAAAUUGGAGAUAUAUUUUUAUCACAGAAAAUAUCUCUGCAAUGAUGAAACCUUUACGUUCAAGAUGUUUGGAUAUUAGAAUAGAACUCCCAACAUAUGACGAAUUAGAUAGAUUAAUAACUAAUAUUUGUCAACAAGAACAUACUCAUAUAACCCAAAAAGAUAAAGAAAUGAUUUUAAAUUCCAAUAAUGGUAAUUUAAGAACAACAUUAAUCACUCUCUUUGUAUAUAUUCAAACUAAACGUUUAUUUAAACCAACUUGGAAAAUAUCCUGUGAACUUAUUGUCAAAACAAUUGUUGUUACUCCAAACGUUGAAGUCAUUCAAAAAUUAAUUCGUCCUAAAUUAUGUGAGUUUAUUGAAAAUGGUCUUUCCCCUUCACUAAUACUAAAAGAAAUUUUUACCUUAUGCAUGAACUCAAACAUCGACCAAUUGUACAAACUUGGUGUUGUUGAAAUAAUUCAUAAAUUUGUUUGUUGUUCUUCUCUAUCAUUCAACCUAACAACCUUCUAA
Molecule: messenger RNA, 780 nt
Organism: Entamoeba dispar SAW760
Lineage: Eukaryota; Evosea; Mastigamoebida; Endamoebidae
Product: replication factor C subunit, putative
Exons: 1
Coding region: 1-780 (259 amino acids)
Biological process (GO): DNA-templated DNA replication; DNA repair
Cellular component (GO): nucleus; DNA replication factor C complex
Molecular function (GO): DNA clamp loader activity
Source: RefSeq, a predicted model, not a curated record